Molecule: messenger RNA, 1791 nt
Organism: Aspergillus bombycis
Lineage: Eukaryota; Fungi; Ascomycota; Eurotiomycetes; Eurotiales; Aspergillaceae
Product: carotenoid oxygenase family protein
Exons: 3
Coding region: 1-1791 (596 amino acids)
Biological process (GO): carotene catabolic process
Molecular function (GO): carotenoid dioxygenase activity
Source: RefSeq, a predicted model, not a curated record
AUGACUGGUAAAGAAAAAAGUCGCAAACAUCCUUACUUCUCUGGAAACUAUGCCCCCAUCUACACUGUUCAGCAUGCGCAUCCCUGCUCAGUCCAGGGCACAAUUCCCGAGGAAUUCCUUGGAGGACAAUAUGUCCGCAACGGCAGCAAUUCUCUUCAGGAUGAUGACCGCCGCGACCUGCACUGGUUUGAUGGAGAUGGCAUGCUCUCUGGUGUGUUCUUCAAGCGCAUGCCAGGAUCAAAGGUGCAGCAGCCGUUGUAUACGAAUCGGUAUAUCCUGACGGAUGUGCACUGCGCAACGGCGGAGCAUCCACACAUCAACCCGGUUGUGUCAAGCAUUACCACGCUAGUCAGCCCUAUGGUUUCUCCGCUGAAAGUUUUCAUGGGCAUGCUGCGGACCAUGGCGCUGAUGUUCUCAUCCUUUCUCGGCUUUGUGGUCCGCCCAAUCCGGAGAAUUAGCACAGCCAACACCAACAUUCUCUAUCAUGACGGAAGAGUGUUGGCAACCAUGGAGACUGGUCCACCAAUGAGAGUCUACCUUCCGUCUCUAAACACGGUAGGAUGGUUCACAGGGAGCAGAGCCGAGGGAGAGCCCUCAGAUGAGAUAACGGGGCCAUCUUUCGGUGGUCCUGGGAUAGAAGGAUUCCAUAAAGAGAUGACGAUAGCCCAUCCGCACAAUGAUUACCAAACGGGAGAGCUCCUGCUUUUACACUCGACGUUUAUCUUCCCAUAUGUGCACUACAGUAUCAUAUCCCCUGGAUGGACCGGCAAGCAUGGGUCAUACCUCAACCAGCCCGUUCCUGGCUUCACAUCCGGAAAGAUGAUACAUGAUUUUGGGGUGUCGCGCAAGCAUACCAUUAUGGUUGACAUGCCUCUUGCGUUAGAUCCAACGAAUAUAACCCGCAAUAAGCCCGCCAUACAGUACGACCCGCACGGAUGCACCCGUUUUGGGGUCUUCCCCAGGUACUGUCCCGCUCAGAUUCAAUGGUAUGAAACCGAUCCUUGUUGUAUCUUUCAUACUGUGAACAGCUGGGAUGAAAAUGUCCCUUGGGGAACACGAGUCCACAUGCUUGUCUGUCGGAUGAACAGCGUGUCUCCUCUCUACCAUAUGGGAGACCUAGAUGCACCAGCAGAGGCCACCCACCGGAAUCCCGAAUGCCGGCUGUAUUACUACCAGUUCCUAGCGGAUAGAUCUAGCGAAAUAACCGAGCAAUGGGCGCUGUCGGCAAUUCCGUUCGAAUUUCCACACGUCCCACGACAUCUAGAGAUGGCAGCCGCCCGAUUCGUCUAUGGAUGUUCCAUGAGCGAAGGGAACUUUGCCACGAGACAGAAAUCCAGCGUCAAGAUUGACUGCCUCGUCAAAAUAGACGUCCAGCGCUUACUGAAAGUGGCCGAAAGUCAACCACCAACUCAGAUAACCGGAUGUGUUGACGAACGAUCUAUCAACGAGAUUCUAGCUACUAACAACGUGGAUGACCCCGUCCAAGUGUUUGCGCUUCCGUAUGGAUGGUACGCACAAGAGUGCUCAUUUGUACCCCGUAAGGAUGGCAUCUCUGAAGAUGAUGGCUGGCUUGUUACGUAUGUGUUCGACGAGGCCCAGCUUGAUGCGAACGGCAACGCACCAACAACCUCGCGCAGUGAGCUGUGGAUAGUCGAUGCCCGCAACAUGAGGGAUAUUGUCGCGAGGGUGCUAUUACCGCAGCGUGUGCCGUACGGUAUGCAUGGGGAUUGGUUUUCAGAGGAGCAAAUUCUGAAUCAGCGGGAAGUAGCUGAGUUUCGCUCUCUCGAUUGA